AUGGAGAAAGGCGCACCUCAUCAGCCGCAGCUCUCCAAAAGCGCAGAGAGUUUGUCGGAAGAUAUCUCUAAAAUACCCGACGAGGAGCUGCUCAAGUGGGGCAAAGAGGAGCUGGUGAGGCGGCUGCGGAGGUCAGAGGCGGAGAAGAGGAGCGUCAUCGUGGAACACGGCAAUCUGAUGCGGGAGGUGAACCGGAGGCUCCAGCAGCACCUGAAUGAGAUACGGAGUUUGAAGGACGUGAACCAGAAACUGCAGGAGGACAACCAGGAGCUGCGGGACCUGUGCUGCUUCCUGGAUGACGACCGGCAGAAGGGGAAGCGGGUGUCGAGAGAGUGGCAGCGUCUGGGCCGCUACAGCGCCGGCCUGAUGAGGAAGGAGGUGGCCAUCUACCUCCAGAAGCUGAAGGAGCUGGAGCAGCGGCAGGUGGAGGUCAUCCGGGAGAACCUGGAGCUGAAGGAGGUGUGCCUCAUGCUGGAGGAGGAGAGGGCUGCUGCUGUAGCUGGAGGAGGAGGGGGAGGGGGAGGUGGUAUGGGCGGCUGCAGGAGCUCCAUUGACAGUCAGAGCAGCCUCUCUCAGCUUGGGGGAGGUGUCCCAGCUCCCGGCCUACUGCGGGACGUCGGCGAUGGGAGCAGCACCUCCAGCGCAGGGAGCACUGAUAGCCCCGACAACCCUCACCACAAACCCCCUCCCCUGGGCUCCAAUGCCAGCCCUGGAUCUGGAUUGAGAUGCGUUUCCUCUGACCACCCCCAUAAACCGGGAGACGUGUGUGAAUCCACAGGCAGGAGGCACAGCUCCACCCCAGAGUACCACACCUUCCCGCAGUCAUGCCGUCCCCGCGGGGGGUCCCUCACCAACCUGGACCCUCGUGGCCUCCGAGGACACAGCCCAGAGAAACACAGCAAGUCUCCCACCAGGAUACCAUGUGAUUCCCAUCCCAAACCCUGCAGCUCUGACCUACUAGCCCAAAAACAGCUAUUCAUUUCAGGGCAAGCAUCACCAGGCUGUGGGAAGGGCACAGCCAAGUCCAGCCCAGAGCUGUGUCAGAGACCGGUUAGCUUGGCUGGGGCAGGCUGUGGGAGUCCCGAGGCCAAGCAUGCAGCGAUGGGCACACCUGAGCAUUUGAGGAAAGGGCGGGUGAUUGUGGGGAGUCCAGAGUCCAUACGGCAUCACCUCCACUAUCAUCUCAGCCCCGGGAUGGAGCAUGGCAAGGGGAGGUAUAGCAGUGUUUCUCCUGGCAGGGACGGGGGUCAGAGGAGGGCAACGGGAGAGGAGAUGGCCCCCCAGAGUCUGUACAACGGUUAA
Messenger RNA from Scomber japonicus (chub mackerel), 1302 nucleotides. RefSeq names its product coiled-coil domain containing 85A (gene ccdc85a). NCBI's taxonomy places the organism in Eukaryota, Metazoa, Chordata, Actinopteri, Scombriformes, Scombridae. Bases 1 to 1302 code for a protein of 433 amino acids. The transcript has 3 exons. The record is from RefSeq and is a predicted model, not a curated record.